Messenger RNA from Rotaria sordida, 972 nucleotides. Lineage: Eukaryota; Metazoa; Rotifera; Eurotatoria; Philodinida; Philodinidae. The record is from the annotation of a GenBank genome assembly.
AUGAUGGUCCACCAAGCUCAACAAAUACAAUCACAUUUAUUAUUAACUGAUUCACAAAUAAAUUCCAUAGCUGGUGCUACAUCAGGCAUAUUGGUUAGCGUUCUUGUGAGUCCACUUGAUGUUGUUAAAACACAUAUUCAAGUAAAACGUUUACCAAAAGGUGUAGCUAAUACACCCAUACUAGUUUUCAUGUAUAGAUUAGGUCAACAAGAAGGUUUUCGAGCAUUUUAUAAAGGAUUAGGGGCAACAAUGUUGGGCUAUGUACCUAAUUGGGCAGUAUAUUUUACUACUUAUCAAUGGUUGAAAAAACAAUUUUCUUAUUUAACAUUAAUACCAUAUGGACAUGAUAUGUUAAUAAAUUUACUUGCAUCAAUUAUUGCUGGUGCAGCAGCUAAUACAGUCAUUGCACCAAUGUGGACCAUUCGUACACGUAUGAUGACACAAUUAAAUCAUGAAAAUUAUCGAAAUUCUUUUCAUGCUGCUCAAAAAAUUUAUCAAACUGAAGGACUUUAUGCUUUAUAUCGAGGUCUUAUACCAUCUAUGUUGGGUUUGAUUCAUGUUGGUAUUCAAUUUCCGUUAUAUGAAUAUUUUAAGAAAAAAUUAGCCACUAAUUCAUCUUCUGAUCAACGUUUAUCGAUAAAACAACUUAUGUUUGCAUCGAGUAUUUCGAAAUUAAUUGCUUCUUGUGCGGCAUAUCCACAUGAAAUUGUUCGUAGUCGUCUUCAAAAUGCUGGACAUGCUCGACAUAUACAAUUAACAUCUUCAUCUCUAACGGUACCAUUCCAUGAAUAUAAAAAUGUACGUGAUGCUGUACAAUCCAUUGCUAAAGAGGAAGGUCUACGAGGAUUUUAUCGUGGUUUUUUACCUAAUCUAAUAAGAACAAUCCCAUCAGCAGUAUUAACUUUGUUAUCAUAUGAAAAAAUGAGAGAAUUUCUUGCUGAUAAUUUUGGUGAAAAUUCUAUAGAAUUAUAA